UUGGCUGGCUGGGGACUCGGCCUCUGGGGACUGCGCAGCGGCCGCGCUGGCCCCUGUCCGGUCCUUCGGCCUUGCUCUCUGGGCUGCGAGCUCUCUAUGGUGCUGGCCACGACAUGUGGCGCCUGGCAGGGCUCCUGGGGCGAGUUCUUCCCCGCCUACUGGGACCUGGCUUCCGAGGAGUAACACCCAGGCCCACCAGUUCAGAUGGGCCUCAGACAACCUUCACUACCCCGCUACUUCCUAAACCCAGCCUUGACAGGUCAGGCUCCUAUGGACCAAGGAGGAACAGAGACCCAAAGUGCCGUAGAUGGAAAGAUGCCUUCCACUGGAUGUCUGCUCCUGUCUCCCCAAACACUCUUCGGGAUGCCGUCUCAUGGGGCACUCUGGCCGUGCUGGCCCUGCACCUGGCGAGGCAGAUCCACUUCCACGCACCCCUGGUAGCAGGACCUCAGCCAGCUGACUGCUGCUCUUGGCACAGUCCCCUGUACCGCUUCCUCUACUCUUCCUGGUGGCACCCACAGUCCUCACUUCGGAGGCACGUUCUUCCCAGGCCUGACCACCCGACUCCCACGUACACUGGCCUCAGGGAACCAAGGCUGGGCCAGAAGGAGCCCUCAGCUCAGCCCCCACCCUGUCCUUCUGACUGUUCCCUGAGAGCUGGCCUUCUGAACCUACCUGAAGAAGAGCUCAGUGACUUUGACUUCCUGCAUGCCAGUGGGGACUUCACAUCCCAGGCAAAGGCGACCAAGGCCUGCCCUCCUGGAGAAAAAAAUGAACAAGACAAGUCCAAGGCUCUUCCCCUAGAGGAGGCUGUGACUUCCAUCCAGGAACUCCUUCAGCUCAGUGUUGCCAUCGCUUUCAACUUCCUGGGGACAGAGAACAUGAAGACGGGGAACUACACAGCAGCCUUCUCUUACUUCCAGAAAGCUGCAGACCGUGGCUACAGCAAAGCGCAGUACAAUGUGGGCUUGUGUCUCGAGCAUGGCAGAGGCACCCCUAGGGACCUCAGCAAGGCUAUCCUCUCUUACCGCCUGGCCGCCACGCAGGGCCACAGCCUGGCUCAGUACCGCUAUGCCCGGUGCUUGUUGCAAAGUUCAGGCUCUUUGUCAGACCCUGAGGGGCAGAGGGCAGUGUCUAUGUUGAAGCAGGCUGCAGACUCUGGCUUGACCGAGGCCCAAGCGUUCCUUGGGGUGCUUUUCACCAAGGAGCCACACCUGGAUGAGCAGAGAGCCGUGAAAUACCUGUGGCUGGCAGCCAGCAAUGGGGACUCUCAGAGCAGAUUCCACUUGGGAAUAUGCUACGAGCGGGGCCUUGGCGUUCGGAGGAAUCUGGGCGAGGCUGUGAAGUGCUACCAGCAGUCAGCAGCUCUGGGGAACGAACCCGCCCAGGAGAGGCUUCGGACCCUCUUUAACGUGGAGGCGGCAGCCCCAGGGCCCAGCAACCUGGCCAUGACAGGACUGAAGUCUUUCUCCAGCCCCUCCCUCUGUAGCCUGAACACCCUGUUGGCAGGUGCCUCAGGCCUGCCUCAUGCCUCAAGCACUGGGAACCUCGGCCUCCUCUGCAGAGGGAGCCAUCUUGGAGCCAGCCAUGGAGCCCCCAGCAGGGCUAUACCAUCCUUGGAAAGGAGUCUCCUGAGACUGGGUUUCGGCUAAGACUUCCACCUGAAAGAUGGAGCCCAAGAGUUCUUAGAGAUAUCACAACUUGAAUCCCAAAGAAGAGGCCAUUUAGCUACUCACCUUCCUGGAACCUUCAGCUCCAUAAAGAAGCAUGUAAAGACCUAGGUUCUGGCUCUGCCACUGGCCUGGCUGUGCCACCUGGAAGCAGUGACCUGAUUUUCUAACAUUAUUUUCUCAAUUGUAGACCAAGGACAGUAGCGUGUACCUUCCUGCCUCAAAGGACUGAGGUACAGCCAUUUCACUGCAGAAAGGGCCUGAGUCCUUGCUUAGGUGCCCGAAGGUAGAGUGAUGCCCAUAGUUCUAUGGCCUUAAGAGUCACCAGGGUCUGGGUGGUGGUGACGCACACCUUUAAUCCCAACACUUGGGAGGCAGAGCCAGGUGGAUCUCUGUGAGUUCAAGGCCUGGUCUACAGAGUGAGUUCCAGAACAGGCACCAAAACUACACAGAGAAACCCUGUCUCGAAAAACAAAACAAAACAAAGAAACAAAAAGAGUCACCAGGCUCCCAGGCGUGAUUUGAGUGCCUUUAAUCUCAGCACUUAAGAGGCAGUGGCAGAGGGAUGUCUGUGAGUUCAAAGCCAGCCUGGUCUAUAAAGUGAGUUCCAGUACAGCCAAGGCUACAUAGAGAAACCCUGUCUCAAAAAGCAAAAAACAAAAACGAAACAAGAAAAAAAAAAAGAGAGAGAGAGAGAGACCUGGAUGAAGAUCGAAGCUGACAUCAUGACUCCAGCCCAGGCUUCCGGUCUCCCAGUUCCCACUGUGGUGGUGUUUGGAAACAUCAUCAUCACCCUGCAGGUGUGGGGGUGUCAAUAGAGAUUAGGACCUGGAGUCUUGGAGUCAGAGAGUCGAGACUGUGAGUCCUUUUUGGGAAAGGUCAGGUAGGAAUAUACAAGUGUUUAAUAAAACAGAUGGUGGAUUAUCUCCUCA
Peromyscus eremicus (cactus mouse) is the source of this 2602-nucleotide messenger RNA. RefSeq names its product DAP3 binding cell death enhancer 1 (gene Dele1). The record is from RefSeq and is a predicted model, not a curated record. NCBI's taxonomy places the organism in Eukaryota, Metazoa, Chordata, Mammalia, Rodentia, Cricetidae. Gene Ontology annotation, molecular function: protein binding. The transcript is spliced from 13 exons. The coding region runs from base 114 to 1652 and encodes 512 amino acids.